GAGUGAAUGAUUCACCACUCUCUGGCCGUAGUAAGAAGUGAAUUCUCUAGUUUUUACCAUUUAUAAUAAUAAAACUUAAAAACCAGAUACUUGUUUAAUAAUAACGCAACGGUGCUGUACGUCGCAGCAUUGGUAUUCUGUUAUUACGUCACGGUAGACUAGACCAAGGUUUUUAAUUUGAAAAAAAAAUCAAGUUGACUUUCAUCUGUCAAACAGUUCGCAGUUCUGGGAAAGAAAGAAAAUGGUGUCUAAAAUAUUUUUAUUACAAAAAUAGUGAAAUUGUGUUUUAUUUUAUACUUAAAAUAUUUAUUUAAAAACGAAAAAAAAAAAAAACAGCCGAAAAGUGAAUAAGUAAUUAAGGUAGCAAGGACAUUUAAAAUUUUUUUGAUAACAAUCUUGAAUUGACACGGAAGCUGAAGAGUAGAGUGUGAGAUAAAUAAUUGCUGUUCGCGAAUCAAAAAUAUUUUAUCACAAAAUGGAGUUCAAUUUUAAUAUAAAUGAUAUAUUUAAAGAACCAAUUGUUAAAAUUACAAAUACAUUGUUACCACCGAGUUUUUCAGGCGAUCGUCGAGCUGUCAGAGAAUGUCAAACUAACGUCGCUGAAGUUAUAAAUUGUAUGGGAGAAGCUUCAGCCACGGCACAAGGAUUAUCAAAACCAAUAACCACCUCAGAUAAAUUACGAAAUUCGGAUCAUAUUUUAUAUUUAUUACUGGAUUUACAAGGAGGCGCAAAGGGUAAAGGUUGUGUGACAGGAUUAUUAAAAGUAGGACGAAAAAGUCUGUAUGUAUUCGAUCCAUCUGGUUGUAACCAUAAGCUAAAUCCAUUAUGUAUAUUGGACUUUUAUGUUCAUGAAUCACGUCAGCGAACUGGUCUUGGUCGACGCUUAUUUGAGCAUAUGUUGAAGGAUGAAGAUGUUGAACCAGUUCGAUUAGCAAUAGAUCGGCCAAGUAAAAAAUUCUUAGGUUUUCUGUCAAAACAUUACCAUUUGAAUCGUGUUAUACCACAAAUGAAUAAUUUUGUGGUAUUCGAAGGCUUUUUUGUAGAAAAUGAUGAAUCAACACCACAAAGUAACAAACAAAAUAAUAAUAGCAUUAGUUUAACAUCUAACUUUCAAGCAGACCAUCAUGGUGGAACUAAAUUAAAUAAUGGUUUAAAUUCAGCUACAAGUAUAACAGCACCGACCCUAGGUCGAUAUGGAGCCCCAAGACCUCCAUGUAGCAUGGGACAGAUAAUACACAAUCAAACACCACAACUUGUUGGCGCAAAUGAUUCUAGUGGCAGUGACACCGAAUUAACAGCCCACGAAGAAAUAAAUUUAUCAAAAUUAGAACGACCACGGUCAUUAUCGAUACAAACAAAUGCAGACGACCAACCACAACCGAUCACGGUGGCAACAGAAGGAAGUGCUCUAGACGAUCAUAUUUCAAUAGAUGGCGCUGCACAAAUCGCAUCGGGAUCAUUACUUAUGAAAGUACCGCAACAACAGCAAAUCGAUAAAAUUGAAACAGAAUUAUCAACAAAAUUAUCAAUCACCAAAUCAUCAGCGGCAACUACACCACGGAGUGUUGUUGGUACACCACGGAGCAGUCAAGGUCAUCAAACGCCUGCUUCACAAACUAAAAAAGCGGAUAAUUUAACGGAUCAAGGAUUUGUUGAUUUGAAAUUUUAUCAUUCAAAACUAUGGUAGUUUGUAUUUCUCUCACAAUUUUUUUUCUUUAAUAAUUAAUUUAAUAUUAAUUAAUUAUCGAUAUUAUUUUUCGUGCAAUAUUUAUUU
Molecule: messenger RNA, 1774 nt
Organism: Chrysoperla carnea
Lineage: Eukaryota; Metazoa; Arthropoda; Insecta; Neuroptera; Chrysopidae
Product: alpha-tubulin N-acetyltransferase-like
Exons: 7
Coding region: 476-1687 (403 amino acids)
Biological process (GO): alpha-tubulin acetylation
Cellular component (GO): microtubule
Molecular function (GO): tubulin N-acetyltransferase activity
Source: RefSeq, a predicted model, not a curated record